Molecule: messenger RNA, 1380 nt
Organism: Anopheles stephensi (Asian malaria mosquito)
Lineage: Eukaryota; Metazoa; Arthropoda; Insecta; Diptera; Culicidae
Gene: ix
Product: mediator of RNA polymerase II transcription subunit 29
Exons: 4
Coding region: 443-1159 (238 amino acids)
Biological process (GO): regulation of transcription by RNA polymerase II
Cellular component (GO): mediator complex
Molecular function (GO): transcription coregulator activity; transcription factor binding
Source: RefSeq, a predicted model, not a curated record
GUGUUGCGGCGACCAGCUGUGUCUUUCUCCCGCGACCAGAGUGCGGCGCUCGUGUCGGAGAGGACGAGCGAUUUCCCAGGAAGGCGGCACAGGACGUGACCGUGGCUCAGAUUGUCUUUGAACUGAAAAAAGUUGAUCAUACUCCAACUUCGAUGCGAAGGAUUCAAUUUUGGUCGAACCAAUGCAAACAUUUCAGUAUCCAGCUGUGAAAGUGUUUGACGCCCUUGAAAUUUCAUUUUAAAUUGAAAUAUUUCACCCAGGCUUUUUCUGUUUAUAACAGCAGAUUGCAUACUCUAUUUUCCCCGUACGUCAAACUGUCUUAAUCGUGGCUUUGUUUACAAAACAGUGCAGUAGCUUUCCGCAUCGGUUCCGCAAAACUUUUGGAAUAUUUAGCUAUUUUCGCUGCUUUUCUGGCGCUUUGUGAGCUGAAACACCUUCCAAGAUGAUGAACCAAAUGGGUAUGAUGAUGCAGCAACAGGGUGUCGGUGUUCCCGGCGGUCCAGGCGGUGUCGGUGGUGUUGGUAUGCCCGGACCCGGAGGAGUCGGUGUCCCGUCCGGGAUGAUGCAGUCUCCGCAAAUGCAGCAAGCCCAACAACAGCAACAGGUCCAGCAGCAGCAGCAACAACAGCAAGUCCAGCAACAGCAGGUUCAGCAGCAACAGCAACAGCAGCAACAACAGCAACAGCAGCAGCAACAGCAACAGCAGCACAGCCAAUCCGCUCAGCAACAAGCACAACAAACGGAGAAGGUGGACAACAUUUCGAAGGUAAAGGUGUUGGUCGGUCCGUUGCGUGAUGCCCUGUCGACUACGAUCAAAACUGCUGCCCAACUCAUUCAGCAGAACACACUGGCGGAUGCUGGAUCCAAAACAGUGGAUCUGAACAAUGCGCCCCGAUUCGACAAGCAUUUGGAAGAGUUUUACUCGAUCUGUGAUCAAAUAGAGCUGAAUCUGAAAACGGCAAAGCUUUGUAUGCAGCAGUGUACCUCCUCGCAGCAAUAUCUCCCGAUUCCGGUUGCCACGAGUCAGCCACCGCUAGCGGAAACAAACGCGCUCACCUACAACCAAUACCUCGAGGUGGUGAAGCUGCAGAUCGGUUACGCCAAAGACAUCCACGACACGCUAAUAUGUGCCGCUCAAAACAUUUCUCCAAGCGAAUGAUAGACCAAUACUAUAAGGAGAGUAAUCUACAGUUUAUUUGUUCUUUAUGGCAUACACUCACACACGCAUACACAGAUAAAUGGGCUUGAAGAGUGAGUGAGUGGUGGCGGCGGCGGCGACGACGGAAGUGGCCUCACACGAUUCCAGUCUGAUUUCCGACUUCUUUUCGGUUUGCGUCUUAACGACUGUCUAAGAAAUAAAAUUAAGUCUUAUAAAGCUAA